GCGACGUGAGUCGGUCAAGUUCCUCCUCUGUGCUGUUCCUGCGGAUUAAACAUGUCUUCCGUCGAUUAUUUGAGGCAGUUUGUGUGCGAGAGACUGACCGCCGCUGCUCAUGAGAUAUUCGGAGUGUUUGAACGAACUGUGGCCGAGCUUCAGACGGAGAUCCACCGUCAGCAUAAACUUCUGGACGUUCUUGUGAAGCCAGCGGAGCGCCUGGAUGCUGACAGCUCCUCGCUUCCUGUUAUCAUUAAAGCUGAAGCUGACAACUUCCGGGGUCCGCUGGAGGAAGACCACUUCCUUCCUCCACACAUCAAAGACAGCGGUGAGUCCCAUCCUGUGGGCAGCCAAGAACUUCGGGCUGACAUGAGUCCGCCACAGCUGGAGCAGGGUCGGCAGGAUUGCGGUGUCAGUCUGAACGUGGAGCUGCUCAGCUCAGCGGAGGGCCGGCCCGUUCACGCAGAGGGCCCGGUGGACCAGGCUCCCGGUUCCUGCAACACACCCUUCAGCUGCCGCCUCUGUGGAAAGACCUUCCGGGUGAAGCGCUACCUGGCGCAGCACCUGCAGUCGCACGAGGGAGAGACACCGUUCUACUGCUCACUGUGUGGAAAGUCUUUCCGGGUCAAGCGUUAUCUGGCGCAGCACUUGAAAUCCCACUGCAAGGAGAAGCAGUACGAGUGUGGCGUGUGCGGGAAGAUGUUCAGCUCCAGACAGAACCUGAAAGUGCACACCAGUCUGCACACGGGAGACCGGCGUUACACCUGCUCGGUCUGCGGGAAAUCCUUCAGCUACCCAUCGCUCCUCAAAUAUCACUCCAUGCGGCACAAACGUGAGGAGAAUUUGGGGGUUCAGAGUCAGCGAGGUGCAGAGGGCUGUCAGGCGAGUGAGGUGGGGCAGUCUGCUCUCAGUGACUGCAGGGACCUCCUGGCAUCUCAGUCGUGUUGUACUCCUUGAGAUUGGUUCAUUGUCUUACUUUAUUGUCUUAAUCUAUGUUUUGUUGUUUGUUUG
This is a messenger RNA of Synchiropus splendidus (mandarinfish), 1002 nucleotides long. Its product is annotated as zinc finger and SCAN domain-containing protein 31-like. The record is from RefSeq and is a predicted model, not a curated record. The coding region runs from base 52 to 948 and encodes 298 amino acids. Lineage: Eukaryota; Metazoa; Chordata; Actinopteri; Syngnathiformes; Callionymidae. Gene Ontology annotation, cellular component: nucleus. The transcript is spliced from 2 exons.